AUGGCUUUUGAGGUAGCAGAAGAGGAGACAACAGCUGCAGCAGCAACCCCAGCAGCAGCAACAACAGCAGCAGCAACAGCAGCAGCAGCAGCAGCAGCAGCAGAAGGCGAAAGUAGCAGUUUUUUCUCUCUUCCUUCUUUAAAAGAAAUAGAGAGAGACCUUAAAGACCCUUCUGCCUCCAUUUGCUUAAAAAUGCAGCACUUAUUCUCAUUAAGAGAGCAUGCAAAUGAAGAAGCAGCACAACUAUUAAUUGCUGCUCUUACAGAUAGACAAACUAUUGACUCCGUCUUGUUUCGACAUGAAGCUGCUUACGUCUUAGGUCAAUUGAAGAGCGUUGCUGCAGUUAGCUUCUUAGAAACAACUUUGAGAGAUAAAACAGAAGAUGAGAUGGUUAGACACGAGCUGUCUGCCUAUUUGAGCGAUGAAAGCUCAGCAGUGAAGGAGACGUGUCUGCUUGCUGUUCAUAAGCUGCAUGCUGAUCAAAAAGCAGCAGCAGCAGCAGCAGCAGCAGCAGCAGAGGGAGCAGCAGCAGAGGGAGCAGCAGCAGGAGCAGCAGAAGAAGCAGCAGCAGCAGCAGCAGCAGCAGCAGGAGGUCGUUCUCGUUUUAAUACAAUUGACCCUUCGCUUCCUUUUGCUGAGUCCACUGCAGCAGAUAUUCCGAAGUUAGCAGCACUGCUAAAUGAUAAGACACAAAACCUCGCAUUGCGCUACCGAGCCCUCUUUACUCUGAGGGAUAUGCAGGAGCCUGCUGCUGUUGCUGCUGUUGCUGCUGCACUGCAGCAAGACAACAGCUCGGCUUUGCUGCGGCAUGAAAUUGCAUUUGUCUUAGGACAGAUUCAAUUCCCAACAGCAGCAGCAGCAGCAGCAGCAACUGAAGGAGAGGAAUCAACGAGUGCAGCAGCAACAGCAGCACCAGCAACAACAACAGCAGCAGCAGCAGCAUGUGCUUCUGCUGCUGCUUUGCUGCAGUGUCUAGACAACAAAGAAGAACAUCCUAUGGCUCGUCAUGAGGCAGCCUUAGCGUUGGGGAGUUUAGCAGCGCACGCAGCAGCAGAAGAGACUCAAUUUAACCCUGCUGCUGCUGCUGCUGCUGCUGCUGCUGCAGGCGAGCGCUGCAGCAUCCGCCAUGCGGCGGUGGAGAUGCUGUAA
Eimeria acervulina is the source of this 1149-nucleotide messenger RNA. RefSeq names its product PBS lyase HEAT-like repeat domain-containing protein, putative. Lineage: Eukaryota; Apicomplexa; Conoidasida; Eucoccidiorida; Eimeriidae. The transcript has 4 exons. The record is from RefSeq and is a predicted model, not a curated record. Gene Ontology annotation, molecular function: oxidoreductase activity. The coding region runs from base 1 to 1149 and encodes 382 amino acids.